UAGGUACCUACCUAAUUGUUGCUGUUUUCCAUGUUUAGUUAAUUGAUUGGUUGUUUUUCAUUUCUAUCAAAGUGAUAUUUUUAGAUAUAUUUUAAGUUGUUUUAAAUCAAAACGUAAUUCUUUAGCAAUGAAUGACAGAAGAUAAAUCCGAAUCUACAUUUUAGUUGUUCACAAAUGAAUUAAAAAAUAUGACGGCCAGUGUUUGGGUUUCGUUUGUGCUAAAGGUGUUUUAUUUGUUUGUGCUUACUGAAACUUCUCGUGUUACGGUUCAACAGGAAGAUACAUUGCCUGACCACGGUCGCUGCGAGCCCAUAACUAUUCAAUUUUGUCAACAUAUAAGAUAUAAUCAAACAAUUUUCCCAAACAUACUAAAUCAUGCCAAACAAGAAGAUGCUGGAACUGAAGUUCACCCAUUUACACCACUAAUAAAAGUAAAUUGUUCACCUGAUUUAAAGUUCUUUCUGUGCUCCGUUUAUGUACCCGUGUGCACCAUUUUAGACAAGGCUAUACCGCCUUGCCGUCAUUUAUGUGAAUCUGCCCGACACAAUUGUGACGAAUUAAUGAUACAUUUUGGAUUCCCUUGGCCUGAAUACUUGGAAUGUUCUAAAUUUCCUGUUGUUACUGAUCCAGAUGUGAUAUGUGUUGGUGACAAUAAUUUAACCCAUGAAUCUCACAAACCUACUAAAUCUAAACUUCCUAAAGUAGAUUAUAAAUCUAACAUUGAAAAAGAUCCAACUAAGCUGUAUGGAGCUAAAGAUUAUGGCUUUGUAUGUCCUGUUCAAUUUAAAGUGCCAAGAAACUUGGAAUUAGAAUAUUCCUUGAAAGUAGGAGAUAAGAUUGAACAUGAUUGUGGAGCACCAUGCAAUGGAAUGUUUUUCAGCCAGGAUGAGAAGAAUUUUUCAAGACUUUGGAUUGGCAUUUGGGCAACUCUUUGUGCACUCAGUUGUUUAUUCACUGUGCUGACCUUUCUUAUAGAUACUGAUAGAUUUCGUUAUCCAGAAAGACCUAUAAUCUUCUUAUCUGUUUGUUACCUGAUGGUAGCUGCAGCAUAUGUCAUGGGAUGGAGUGCUGGUGACAGUGUAAGCUGUCAAGGUCCAUUUCCAUCACCAGUCAGUGGAACAAGAUUACCUAACAUUUUAGUUAUAACCCAAGGCACAAAGCAUGAGCCGUGUACUAUACUCUUUAUGAUAGUAUACUUCUUUAGUAUGGCGUCAAGUAUAUGGUGGGUGAUACUUACACUUACUUGGUUUUUGGCUGCUGGCCUAAAAUGGGGACAUGAAGCAAUUGAAGCUAACUCACAGUAUUUCCACUUGGCUGCUUGGGCAGUGCCUGCUAUUAAAACUAUAUCAAUCCUAGCAAUGGGAAAAGUGGAUGGUGAUAUUUUGUCUGGCGUAUGUUAUGUGGGACUGUGGGAUGCUGAAGCUUUAAGAGGAUUUGUAUUGGCACCCCUGUGUGUGUACCUUGUGCUUGGUACAAUCUUUUUAAUGGCAGGCUUUGUUUCUCUUUUUCGUAUUAGAACUGUUAUGAAACAUGAUGGAACUAAAACUGACAAGUUAGAAAAGUUGAUGAUCCGUAUUGGGGUAUUUGGAGUUCUAUACACUGUACCUGCCCUGAUUGUGAUUGCAUGUUUGUUUUAUGAACAAGCUCACUUUGACAAUUGGAUGGUAACAUGGCACAAGGAUAUGUGUGCUACACCACUCUAUUCCAUACCAUGUCCCUUCACACAUCAAGAAAUGGAACGACCUAAAUUUGAAAUGUUCAUGAUCAAAUACCUUAUGACAAUGAUAGUAGGAAUUACAUCUAGUUUUUGGAUAUGGUCAGGCAAAACUUUAGUAUCAUGGCGACAAUUCUUUGAUAAAAUUAAAGGUAGAAGAGUUGAAGCAUAUGUGUGAUAUGUUUUGUGUCAUUUAUUUUUUAAAGCAGCUUACUUUACAAUGGAAUUAAGAAUAAGGCUGAUUAUGUAAAUAUUUUGAGUCUCAUUACUUUUAAGACUAUUUUUUUAAAGUAUUAAGUUUACACUAAGUUUUUAGAAUGUAAGUUGUCAAUGUUAGAUAUAAUAAAAAUGUAUUUUUCAUUUUUA
Messenger RNA from Galleria mellonella (greater wax moth), 2080 nucleotides. It is a transcript of the gene fz, whose product is annotated as frizzled-7-A. Bases 189 to 1892 code for a protein of 567 amino acids. Gene Ontology annotation, biological process: canonical Wnt signaling pathway; non-canonical Wnt signaling pathway. Lineage: Eukaryota; Metazoa; Arthropoda; Insecta; Lepidoptera; Pyralidae. The transcript has 2 exons. The record is from RefSeq and is a predicted model, not a curated record. Gene Ontology annotation, cellular component: plasma membrane. Gene Ontology annotation, molecular function: Wnt receptor activity; Wnt-protein binding.